UGUACGCAACGAGAUAUGCAUGUGUGCGUGGCUGUGCCCACGGUUCAUAUACGUGACACCUUACUUGAAUAAACCAGUGUGCUACAAACCAGCGUUCGUAUUACUUGUCCCUCGGCCCUAUACAUACCAGUGGCGACGUCUACCCACAUAUAUAAAAAAAAAGAUGAGUGCUGUUUUUGGUAUCCUGCCAACGUUUGACCACAAUGUGCAAGUGUGGAAAAAUUAUAAAAGUCGCGUGUGUCAAUGGUUUAUUGCCAAUAAUAUCACCGAUGCUACAGACGCGCAGGGACAAAAACGACGAGCGAUUUUGUUAAGCGCACUCAAUGAGAGCUCAUACGAGCUCGCAGCGCAUCUGGCGCUGCCUAAGGAUGUCCAGGAAGUGCCGUUCGAAGACAUUUUAGAAUUACUGGACAACCACUUCACUCCCAAGUUAACUGGAUUCGGCGAGCGACACAACUUUUAUUCGGCGAUGCAGCUACAAGACGAGUCAUACCCUCAGUGGGCUGCUAGACUGCGGGGCCUGUCAGUGCAUUGUGCGUUUAAAAACGUAGAAGAAGCGUUACGUGACCGUUUUGUCAUGGGGAUGCUGCCUGGCAGGGAAAAGGAGAAGUUGUACGCUCAAGACCUAUCCGCGUUAACAUUAGCAAAGGCGGUAGAACUGGCUGAAAAUAUUCGUCGCGCGCGGGCAGGUGCUGCCGCGGCCGGCGCCGGCGCCGGCGCCGCUGCCGCGGGUUCGUCCGAAUCGUCGGCCUCCGAGUUAUUUAAGAUCGCGCGUAGUGCUAAAAAUGAGGGAAAUGCAAAAGUGAAGUGUUCGGUGUGCGGCUAUACUAACCAUAGUGCGUCUCAGUGUCGUUUCGCUAAGUAUACAUGUAAAAAGUGUAAUAAAAAAGGGCAUCUCCGUAAGAUGUGCACUAGCGUAAAUUACGUUAAUGUUUCGGCGGAUUGUCAGGGCGAUAACGACGAUGACGGUGAGUUAUAUUAUAUAAGAUCUUUCAGGGGCGAACCUAUGGUUGAAACGGUAAACAUUAAUGGUCGGAAAUUAAAAUUUGAAAUCGACACAGGUUCUGCAGUAACCGUUAUUUCUUACAUUACGUACAAAAUGCAUUUCAAGGAUGUACCAUUGUUACCUACAAAAAAAAGGCUAGUGACAUAUUCGGGCCAACAUCUAGAAUGUAAGGGUAAUGCGCGGUUGCCGGUAGCAUACGCGGGUAGUACUCACUCACUAAAUGUGUAUGUGGUUAACGACGGCGGACCGCCGUUGCUAGGCAGAGAUUUUAUUGCUUUGUUUAGAUUGCAGCUCAUGCCAGUGCAGUCUGUACAGUAUUGUAAGGAUAUAAUACCUACGGGUGGCAUUGACUUAGAAAAGGAGUACCCAAAAUUAUUUUCCGGUAAUUUAGGGUUAUUCAAUAAAUAUAAGGUCAAUCUAAGGCUUAAAGAGGGUGCAAAACCGGUUUUCUUUAGAGCGCGCCCAGUAGCGUUUGCAUUACGCGAUACGGUCAGCAAUGAAAUUGAUAGGCUUGUCAAUUUAGGAGUCCUAAAGCCAGUGGACCAUUCAGAGUAUGCUUCGCCUGUGGUGCCAGUCUUAAAAAAAAAUGGUACAGUUCGGUUAUGUGCAGAUUAUUCCGUUAGUAUAAAUAAACAAUUGAUAAUCGAUCAAUAUCCCCUGCCUACGAUAAACGAAUUAUUUUCUAAGUUGCACGGGGGCAAAACAUUUACAAAGCUAGAUUUAUCCAUGGCAUAUAACCAGUUCGAACUAGAUAAAGACUCGCAAAGAUUGACUUGCAUAAAUACACACCGUGGAUUAUUUGUUUUUACACGGCUCGUGUUUGGCCUGGCUUCGGCCCCGGCCAUAUUCCAGCGAGCCAUGGAGUGCGUGCUCGCCGGGCUCGACGGCGUGCUGUGCCUGCUCGACGACGUGCUCAUCACGGGCGCCGACGCCGCCCAGCACCAGGCCAGGCUAAAGGUAGUGUUGCAAAGAUUACAGGACGCGGGACUGGUCUUGCAGCGGGAAAAGUGUGAAUUUUUUAAGGACGAGAUUAGUUACUUAGGCUAUGUAAUAAAUAAAGAUGGCUUAAAAAAAUCACCCGAAAAAAUUAAAGCCAUAGUCGAGGCUCCAGUGCCAACAAACGUAAGUCAAUUACAAUCAUUUUUAGGACUUAGCAACUAUUACCGUAAUUUUGUUCCCGGUGCCUCGACUAUACUCAGUCCGUUAUAUGACCUACUUAAAAAAAAUACUAAGUGGGAAUGGUCAGAGUUACAUAAUGACGCGUUUAAUAAAAUAAAAAAUCAUCUGGUAUCGGACCAGGUUCUCACACACUUUAACCCCAAAGCAAAGCUGGUUUUGACCUGUGAUGCAUCACCUAGCGGCCUUGGGGCUAUUUUGUCUCAAAUUGAUGCGGACGGCGUGGAGCGGCCGGUCGCAUUUGCCUCUCGCACUUUGAACCCGGCCGAGAAAAGGUACGCUCAAAUACAACGGGAAGCGACGGCAAUAAUCUAUGCUGUGCGGCGCUUCCAUCAGUAUUUAUACGGUAGGGCAGACCCUUUCGUUUUGCGAACGGACCACAAGCCUUUAACUUCCAUAUUUGGCCCAUAUAAAGGUAUCCCCGAGGUAUCGGCAAAUCGCUUGCAAAGGUAUGCACUAUUUCUCAGCGGUUACAAUUAUGUAAUAGAAUACGUGCGUAGUGCAGACAACAGUGCAGAUUUUUUGUCGCGGGCGAGCCUGCCCGGGGAGAGCGGGCGGGGCGCGGGCGCGGAGCCGGCGCUCGCUGAUAGUGAUAAGGCCGCGUAUGUUUGUUUCCUUGCGGACGCGGACGGGGCCAAACCGUUAACUUUACCUGAGUUACAGGCAUGUACUAAAACAGAUGUUAUAUUAAAUAUCGUAAGUAGGUAUAUCCUCAACGGUUGGCCGAAUAAAAUAGAGGCCCGGGCUCGGUUCUGGUUUCCUGGGAUUGACAAGGCUCUGGAGACGUAGUUGGGAUCCUGUGAAGUGUGCCUACAGCUGCGGCCGUCUCCGCCCCGCGCGCCGCCCGCGCCGUGGCCACAGACUGCGCGUUGUUUUGAAAGAUUACACUUAGAUUUUCUCGGCCCGCUAUAUGGUCAUACGUAUCUAGUAAUAGUGGAUACCUACAGUAAAUGGCUCGAGGUAUAUCCCAUGACUAGUAUGAGUUCUACGGCUGUAGUAGACAAAUUAUGUGAUUUUAUUUCCAGAUUCGGAUUACCUAAAACAAUUGUAAGUGACAAUGGUACUGCCUUCUGCUCGGUAGAAUUUACUAGAUUUUGUGACCUGAACGACAUAAAACAUGUCACGUCACCGGUAUACCAUCCGGCCAGCAACGGCCAGGCAGAAUCGUUCAUUAAGAUCUCCAAGAAGGGUAUUAAAUCGAGCAUGCUAACGGGUAAGAAUGAUAGACAAAGGCGGUUACUGUUAUUAAGAUAUUUAAUGGAUUAUCGUAAUUCUAUACAUUCAGCCACAGGUUGCGCUCCAUCGCAGUUAGUGUUCGGUCAUAAAAUAAGAUGUAGACUAGACGCGUCGAACCCCUCCUCGGAGUUGUCGCCCUUGCCAUCCGCCGAGCCCGUGAGUAAUAAACCUGUAAAAAUUCAACAGUGUUCACCAUGUAAAGAAUAUAAGUCACGUAAUUUUAAAAAAGGAGAUAUAAUAUUAUGUAAGAAGAGGUUGGCUCGUUAG
Molecule: messenger RNA, 3685 nt
Organism: Leguminivora glycinivorella
Lineage: Eukaryota; Metazoa; Arthropoda; Insecta; Lepidoptera; Tortricidae
Biological process (GO): DNA integration; proteolysis
Molecular function (GO): aspartic-type endopeptidase activity; zinc ion binding; nucleic acid binding
Source: RefSeq, a predicted model, not a curated record